AUGUCAAAGGUAUUACCAUUCACAGAAGCUAACUCUAAGAGAGUUACCGGUUUAUUUAGACAAGCUUUAAGAACUGCAUUUGAUCACUCGAUAAAAUGGGAAUUAUAUAGAGCUGAAACCAUAAAAAUCAGAAAACAAUUCGAUGCCAACAAAUCAGUUUCUGAUCCUCAAUUAUUAGAAGAAUUAAUCAAAAAAACAGAAGAUAAAUUACAAGAAUGGAAACAUCCAGAUCCUUAUAUCACUCCACAAAGACCAGGUGGUACUAAAUACCAAAGAAAUUUACCUAAACCUGAUGAACCAAUCAUACCUGGUGACUGGUAG
Molecule: messenger RNA, 321 nt
Organism: Yamadazyma jaroonii
Lineage: Eukaryota; Fungi; Ascomycota; Pichiomycetes; Serinales; Debaryomycetaceae
Source: the annotation of a GenBank genome assembly